AUGGGGAAUACCUGCCGCAAAGCCGAAGUACAACCAGAGAAGGGAUAUAGAAAGGUGACGCUGGAUGAUUUCGUCGUCCAACGAGCGAUUGGGAAGGGAGCUUUUGGAAAGGUCUCGAUAAUCCAAAAGAAAAAAGGCGGCCAGCAGUUUGCGCUAAAAUAUAUCAAUAAAUCAAAAUGCAUAGCGGAGAAGGCGGUGCAUCACAUCAUACAGGAACGAAACUUGCUGGAAGAAGUCAAGCAUCCCUUCAUUUGCAACCUUCGAUAUUCAUUCCAAGAUGCGGAGAAUCUAUACAUGGCAUUGGAUCUCAUGACGGGUGGAGAUUUGAGAUUUCAUUUGGGAAAGCCGAUGAAAGAGGCAGCCUGUAAAGUUAUCCUAGCAGAAGUUGCCAGCGCCUUGGACUUUUUGCAUGGGCAUCGGAUAGUGCAUAGGGAUGUUAAACCAGAUAACAUCUUACUAGACGAAAAUGGCCAUGCUUAUCUGACGGAUUUCAAUAUAGCUGUCAAAUUCCGGGAAGAAAAGCCAUUAAAGUCAGUCGCUGGGACAGAGCCCUACAUGGCACCCGAGCUCUUGCUAGGUGGUGGAUACUUUGCUACCGUUGACUGGUGGUCCUUUGGGGUUAUGGCCUACGAGCUGAUGUUGGGCGAACGUCCUUUCCGCGGCAAACACAAGCGCGAUCUCAUCAAAAAAGGGGACUGGAAGUUCCCAAAUCCAUCCACAUCAUCAUCCGAUAUAUUAACGAAUCCUUCCAAAAAUCAAAAGCAGCAUCACCACCAACCUCGAUACCCUCGCAUAACAGACGUCAGUAAAUCCUUCAUAUCCGGCUUGAUGACUGUUGAUAUACAUAACAGGCUUGGUUGUGGUGAGGAAGGAAGAGAAGCGUUACGAGAACAUGCGUUUUUCUCAGACAUUGCAUGGGAUAAACUACUGCGACGGGAGAUUGCACCCGCCUUCGUCCCGCCAAAGAAUAAAGCAAACUUUGACGCAACGCACGACUUGGAGGAGAUUCUACUUAACGAUAACCCUCUGGGCUCAAAGUCAAGACAUAAGAAGAUGGAUCCUGGAGCAUUAUCCCCUGAGAUGAUGAUGAUAGAACGACAAUUCUUGUAUUAUGACUAUACACACCCGGAAUUCAUCGAUUCACAAGACACAGGCGGAUCACCUAUAGCUAGUAUGGAUUUGGCCAAGCUACGCGAAAGUUGCAUAUCAAUGGAUGCGGGACUUCAAGGCUCACGUUCAAUGUCCGUCAUCAAUAGUUCACGAAGUCAACAAUUUCCGCACUCAGCUUCUCUAUCUCAGGCGGAUUCAGCAAGUGGCCAAGGAAACGCCUCAGCACCUUUUAUGUUCCGCCGUGCCGCUAGCGCCAUAACCGACGACACAAAUCGAUUCGGACUACAAGGACCCGGUCCAAAAGAAGUGUUGAGAAGUCGAGCAUUGUCUCAAGGGCGGAGAGAAGAUGUUGCACCAGUCAGCGGGACAAGUCCAGGAAUAAUCAGAGGAAAUUCAGCAGGAGUGUUGAUGUCAGCAGUAAAUGCCCCGCCAGUACCAGCAAUACCACCAAUGGCAAACACCGGCUCGCAAAAGAUGCUAUUAGAAGAGACGAACCAGGCGCUAAAGUUAGGAAUAGACAAGACGGCGCCUGUAGAGAUUUCGGCAUAG
Spizellomyces punctatus DAOM BR117 is the source of this 1659-nucleotide messenger RNA. Its product is annotated as AGC/YANK protein kinase. The transcript is spliced from 4 exons. Gene Ontology annotation, biological process: peptidyl-serine phosphorylation; intracellular signal transduction. Lineage: Eukaryota; Fungi; Chytridiomycota; Chytridiomycetes; Spizellomycetales; Spizellomycetaceae. The coding region runs from base 1 to 1659 and encodes 552 amino acids. Gene Ontology annotation, molecular function: protein serine/threonine kinase activity; ATP binding. The record is from RefSeq and is a predicted model, not a curated record.